ACAAGGCCUCCAUUCGGACCAGAACCCGAUCGGGCCAUCGGGCACGCGACGGAGAACGCGAGUAAGCACUCCCCUCCUCAACCCCUCCCCUCCGCCGUAAACCCCGCUGUUGUUCGCCGGAGCACCCCCUCUCCGUCCCCGUCCCCGUCCCCAGCCCCAGAGCACCCCAUCCCCGUCCCCAGCCCCAGUCUCCGUACCCCCGGACCUCGAUAUCUUCGGAGGCCGCCGCUGGAGCCGCCUGCAUGCUCAAAUCGUAGACACUGGGUCGGGGCGGGGUGGAGAUCCGUCCGGGCUCGGAUCGAUUUCUUCGUUCUCUGGUACCCAGGCUCUAAUAAUUUGUACAAAACCGAUGGAAAGUUCUAAAUCUCCUCAAUCAUCGAAGAACAGCCAGAUUACGGUACCUUCUGAUAGUAAUGGCCCCCGAUUUGACAAUGACGGGUUUGCUUCAGAAACUGCAUCAAAUCAAAUGGUCGUUUUCAACUCUGAAGCAGGAGAUAAAGAGCAAGAUGAACCGGGAGAAAACCGUUUGCAGAAGUCAGUCAUAACAAGGGGGAUAUCUCCAUCUAUUGGAGCAUUCACUGUCCAAUGUGCUAAAUGUUUUAAAUGGAGGCUUAUCCCAACGAAAGAGAAGUAUGAAGAAAUUCGUGAACGUAUUAUACAGGAACCUUUUGUAUGUAAAAGAGCUUGUGAAUGGAAACCUGGUGUAACAUGCAAUGAUCCAGAAGAUAUAUCUCAGGAUGGUAGCAGGCUUUGGGCUAUUGACAAACCCAAUAUUGCACAACCCCCUCGUGGAUGGGAAAGGCAGAUUAGGAUAAGAGGUGAAGGGGGUACCAAAUUUGCUGAUGUAUACUAUACCUCUCCAACUGGAAGGAAACUUAGGUCUCUGGUUGAAAUUGAUAGGUUCCUCCAAGAGAAUCCGGAGUAUGUUGCACAGGGUGUAACUUUAGCUCAGUUUUCGUUCCAGAUACCUAGACCUCUGCGGCAGGACUAUGUUAAAAAGAAACCGAAGUUGAUAAAUCCAAGUGAUGAAGCAAGUACAAUUACUUCUAAGUCUUUUCAACCAGAAGAAGUGAACCCCAUAGCCUGGGCAGUUCCUACAGCACAUGAGGGUGAUGCCAGUGAAGAAGCUUCUCUCGCUGACGAGACACUUCCAUCAGAAGUAGUGCUAACCCGGAAGAGAAAAGCAGAAAGCUCUUCGUCAGUAGAGCCAAACCAUCUCUCUGAUGAACUUGAACCAAAGUUGGCGGAUGCUCAGAACGGGGAGACGUCUAACUGAAAAGUAAAAGUGGGCAGCAUCAUGAUGCCAACUGCCCCCCUAUCAUGGUUUUAUUGGUCUGCUUGUUUCUCAUUUCCCUUGGGAGUCAGCUUCUCUGUUUUAUGAGGCCACACAAGCCUCAUUUGUAGUAUUACACCACAGAAGCUGGCUGACCCAAAAUCCGCCACUUUGGGGGGCAGCAACUUAACAAAAUGUUUGUACGAGAGUUUAGAGCCCUAUGGAACUUGUUUGGAUAAGUAUGUUUAUUACCUUGUACUUAGCUAGGAACCUGCUUAUGUAAGAUGAAGAACUGUCAUAGCGGCAUAGUUCUGCCGCACGUCGGAUUUAAUCUCCUGUUCUUUGUUAGACGGACCAGUCGCAAAUGUUGUGAAAUGUCUUGAGUUAUAAACCAGUACUACUGCGGUAUUGUUCUGGUAA
Sorghum bicolor (sorghum) is the source of this 1693-nucleotide messenger RNA. RefSeq names its product methyl-CpG-binding domain-containing protein 2-like. The record is from RefSeq and is a predicted model, not a curated record. Gene Ontology annotation, molecular function: zinc ion binding; DNA binding. NCBI's taxonomy places the organism in Eukaryota, Viridiplantae, Streptophyta, Magnoliopsida, Poales, Poaceae. The transcript is spliced from 5 exons. The coding region runs from base 350 to 1276 and encodes 308 amino acids.